Molecule: messenger RNA, 1038 nt
Organism: Thermochaetoides thermophila DSM 1495
Lineage: Eukaryota; Fungi; Ascomycota; Sordariomycetes; Sordariales; Chaetomiaceae
Exons: 4
Coding region: 1-1038 (345 amino acids)
Source: RefSeq, a predicted model, not a curated record
AUGGUGACCUCAGGCCCAAAAAUUGAGGCCGAGGGACGUGUUGAGCCUCCUGCACGGAUCACAGAGCGUCCUGCUUUACGGCCAGCGAUAUUGAAGCGUCAAGCCGACAACAAGAUUUGCGGUUAUGUCAAUGGCGAUCCGGCUCUGAGCUUUACUUGCAUUGCUCGUGACGCCAUAUGUCUGUUCAACUCCGAAGCUAGUGCAGUAGGCUGCUGCUUGACUACCGGAUGCAAUAUCUACACAGCCUGCCUUCCAUAUGCUUCGUCGCGUGCCCUGAGCACCGCAGACCUGGACCGAACCCGCUACUGCUCAGAGGCCAGCGCUCCGUACUGCGCCAUACUGUCCUACGUUGAUGAGCAAUGGUCCGGCUACACUAUCCCUACCUGUGACAUUACACCCACGACGUAUAAUAUCUACCAUACACCCAUUCCCGACUCUACUUUCUUCACACGCCCGAUCACAUUCAGUUCAACACCUGGGCCCACACAUGCUGGUGAUAAUGAUGAUGAUGGCUCGAACAUACCCAUCGGCUCCAUUGUUGGCGGUGUUGUCGGCGGUGUAGCUGUCCUUGGUCUAAUCAUUCUCGGCGCGAUCUUUCUCCUCCGCAAGAACAGGUCCACACCGUCCACCAAAACCGACGCCUCGUCCUCUUCUCCGUCCAACCUAAACGCCACCACAGCGACCUCUCAACGUCCCUUUUCUCCGUCCCCACAGUACAUCUCCUCUGGAGCACCUCACACAUUCGAUCCGCGCUACAGCAUGGUCCCUCCCGUUGGCACUCCCUCAUCUGGGGCCCAUGCGGCAUAUCCUCAUCUACCUCACCAGCCGCCGAGUCCAGGGCCUGCUUUCCCGGGACAGCCAAGAAAGCAGCAGAAGGUAUAUCGUGCCUAUUUCCCUCCAUCAGGGGCUUCUGAUUCGGGGCCUGAGCAACAUGGUGCUGAGGAAGGGUAUCCGCAGGGAGUGGUUGAAUUGCCUGGCCAAGGGAUAGUGUUCGAGAUGGAUGGUACGCCGUCAGGUGCUGCGAGGGCUACAAGGUGA